UACAAGAAAAAAGACUAGCCAAAUAUAAAAGAUUUAUAAUUUUAUUCUACAAAGGAAAACCUAAUUAUAAUAAAUAUGCUGUUAUUUCGUUCCUGAGAUAGAAAAACCAAUUUAAGAAAAUCCGGAAGAACAGCUAAUAUAUUUUUCUCGGCAAUGCUCUUUUUCUUCGUAAACAGUUCUUCCAUUCAUAGAAAAUGAAGUAAUCAUAUUCUACAGUAAAAGAUUGCUUAUUCUCUUUUCCUAAAAAUAUAUACUAUAUGACGAUCGAGUACUAGAACCUUAUAUUUUCUCUUUAAAGAAUUGUUGGAUCCCCCAUUAAUAUUUAUUCUAUUCUUGCAAACCUUCUUAUAAAUAUACAUAUGCCUUCUCAAGCCAAUUAAGCAAAAACAGAAAAAGCAAAUCAGUUCUAAAAAAAAAAGAACAUAAAGAAAAUGCGAACUGUGAGUGCCUUUAUUGCUACUCCAUCAACAACAGAACUAACCGUAAAAACUACAUUUUCACCGCCGGCGGGUUUUCAGAGAUCGCCGUGGCAUUCUCCCGCGCCGUAUCUCUUUGCCGGCGUAGCAGCCAUGCUAGGGUUAAUAGCUUUUGCUCUUGUAAUCUUAGCUUGCUCUUACAGGAAACGCUCCAGUGAUGAUCCUGAAGCCGGCGCCGACGAGGACGAUAACUUAAAGGUCAUGCCGGUUUUUGAAGAGAAAAUAGUAGUAAUAAUGGCGGGUGAUUUGAACCCAACUUUUUUGGCGAUGCCUAUAUAUAUGUCAAGCAAAGGUUCUUCUUUUGGGAAUAAAUGUGAGAAGAAAUUGGAAAAGGAGAGUGAAGAAUUAGAUGGUGAGAAGCUGAAAGAGCAAGUAAUUGCAAUGGAAGUUAGGGACCAAAGAGAUGAAGAAUUACAACAUAAUAAUGGAGAGAGUAGCCACUGAGCUCAAAACAGAGUCUUCUCUUCCUUUUUUCUAAAUAUAUAUAUUUGUUUUUUUUCUUUUCUCAAAAUCAACAACAACAACAACCCAGUAUAAUCCCACAAGUAGGGUCUGGGGAGGGUAAUAUGUACGCAGACCUUACCUCUACCCCGAGGGGCAGAUAGGCUGUUUCCAG
Nicotiana tabacum (common tobacco) is the source of this 1092-nucleotide messenger RNA. NCBI's taxonomy places the organism in Eukaryota, Viridiplantae, Streptophyta, Magnoliopsida, Solanales, Solanaceae. The record is from RefSeq and is a predicted model, not a curated record.